Solenopsis invicta (red fire ant) is the source of this 2206-nucleotide messenger RNA. Its product is annotated as vanin-like protein 1. The transcript has 8 exons. The coding region runs from base 293 to 1891 and encodes 532 amino acids. The record is from RefSeq and is a predicted model, not a curated record. Gene Ontology annotation, molecular function: hydrolase activity, acting on carbon-nitrogen (but not peptide) bonds, in linear amides. Lineage: Eukaryota; Metazoa; Arthropoda; Insecta; Hymenoptera; Formicidae.
GCGCGGAAUUUCCAGAUCAGCUGAGACAGCUGAAACCACAGAACAGAGACCUGUAACUCGACUGUUCAAAGUUCAAGAUAUAUUAUUAUUUCUGCGUGAUGAAAAACAGCUUUCAGCAUUGCACUUUGUUUUUAACACGAUUAAUAUUAAUUAACUCAAUAUGACAAGUUGAUACGGAAUGCUCUGAAGUUUAUAGAUUGAAGAUAUUCGUGAUGUUUCAUAGAUAAAUAAAGUCAUAAAUGUUUUAAGUUAAAUAGAAAUUUAACAGAAACAGAAGUUGAGAGUGUUAAGUAUGGAUCAGCACUGGAUUAUCGUUUAUCUACUAGUAAUAAGUGCACAUUUAUCGCAUCAGAGAUCAACACCAAAUACAACAACUUACAGAGCAGCUGUAGCAGAGUAUCCUCCAAAAUAUUUAACGAACAGCAGUGAAACUUUGAAAGUAAAUUCUGAUGCGUAUGUCAGACUUAUUGCAGAAGCAGCUGGUAAUAAAGCUGAUAUAAUUGUUUUUCCUGAAGAUGGUUUGACAACAAUUCCUUUACCAAUAAGAGAAGAAAUGGGAGAUUGGACAACAGUUAUUCCCAGUGCCUCGGACAAUUACACACCUUGUAAUCAAAAUACUGUUGAAGUCAGCGAGACACUGAGAAAAAUAUCAUGUGCUGCAAGUAAUAAUGAAAUUUAUGUGGUAAUCAAUAUUGCUGAAAAAGCAGCUUGCACUGUCGAACCUUGCCCAAAAGAUAAAGUAUUCUAUUACAAUAGCAACGUUGUAUUCGAUCGCACAGGAAAAAUUAUUGCCAAGUAUCGCAAAACAAAUCUUUUUGGAGAAUACCAGUUUAAUGUAACAGCAGUGCCAGAAGUAGUGAGCUUUGAUACUGAUUUUGGAGUAAAAUUUGGAACUUUUAUAUGUUUUGAUAUUUUAUUCCGCGAACCCGCGUUAAAUUUGACAAGAGAUCAUCAAGUUACUGACAUUGUAUUUCCUACAGCAUGGUUUUCUGAGGCACCAUUCUUAACAGGUGUACAAACGCAAGCAGGAUGGUCCUUUGCUGAAGACGUAAACCUUUUAGCUUCGGGCUAUAACAGACCUGGCUCUGGCAAUGCUGGUAGUGGAAUUUACUUAGGUCGUAAAGGAGUCGGUAUUGCAAUAAUGCCUAUAACUACGCACGAGAAAUUAUUGAUAUAUGAAGUACCCAAAAUAAAGCAUAGAACUAAAUAUAAUAAAAACCACGAUCAUUCAGAAGAUCAAGAACAAAAAGCUGACCAUUACAAUGGAAUGGAACAUAUACACGAUGAAUUACGAAAGCGGGAAGUCAACACAAUGAUGGUUAAUGAUAAAAUAUUAUUGUUACACGACAAUAUUCACGCCUUUGAAACAUUUGCCUUAGAAGAAAGUACCAAGAAAUCAAUCUGCCAGAAUGGCUUCUGCUGCGAAUUUAAAGUAGAAGUAGUAAAAAUAGAUCCAAGUACAAAAUAUCGUUUGGUAGUUUUUAAUGGUAUUCGUCUUUAUGGUACCGUUAAAGCUGGUGUACGUGCAUGCGGCAUAAUUCAAUGCUCGAAUGACUCUGUUUCGUCAUGCGGUUCCGUGGAACAAUCGAAAAUGGUAUUCAACAAUAUUGAAAUUGCGGCAACAUUCCACGAUUAUAAAAACAGUUUAAUUAUGCCCUCUACAUUAAAUCCAAAUUUACUUCCACUCAAAAAUUGGAUAUUUAAUGAACAUGCUCACGAUGAUCAUGUGCACGUUAACAUGAUCUCAAAUAACAAUAUAAGCAAUUUAAUAACAUUUGGAAUAUAUUCAAGAGACUUUAAUAAAAACAAUGCAAAUAGGACAUCCUUUUAUACUAUUAAUUAUGUCAUAGCAUUAUUAGUGACUUUAGUAUCAAGAUUGCAAUUUAUAUAGUUACAUGUGGAAUGCGUUUUCAUAUACGUGUAAAUGCAUCUAUACAUUUUAUACGGCAUAUUUUUCAGAAAUUACUUUCUAUUUCCAUUUAUUUAUUUUAUUUUCAAAAAAUAAUUCAAGAAUUUUUUUCCUAAAUAUUUUCAAUACAAAACAAAUAGAAAAUGAGAUUAAAAGUUUAAAUCGGCAUCUUUUUUUUUGUUAAUCCCAUUAUUAUAGGAUGUGUGUAAAUAUAGACGAUUUUUUCAAUAUUAUAUGUAAUGUUAUAUUUUUGAGAAUUGUAUACAAAUAUAAUAUAUUAGAAUUUGAUGGUACUAA